AUGUGUAAUAACGACUCUAUAAGAAAACUACAAGUCCCAGGACCUCCCUCCACGAAAGCGAGGCUGUGUAAACACUAUUCCAGGAACAUGAAAAGAUCGGAUGACAGUGAGAGGGAGAAGAGAAGAAAGAGGCGUCGGCUCCUCCAGGAGCUGGGUGAUCAGCGGAUCCCCUUCCUCUCCCCCUCUGACCCUGGAUACCAACAACUGUGGGAGUCGAGCUACACGGGGCUGGCGCUGCGUCCGUCCGGAUGCCUCCCCGACGGCCUCCACGAGCGCGUGCAGCAGGCCCUGUUGACGCUGCGUGGGCGGGGCUGCCUGCUGCGGGACCUGGUGCGGGUGCGCGACCGCGACGUCCUGACGGCCGUAUCCCGCGCCCUCCUGGGCCAACCGGGCCACACCUACCGCUACCUUGACACACGCCUCUUUGCCAUCCCCUGGCAUGCCGACGACCCGCCACCCCAGGCACCCAAGGACCAGAGCAUAAACCAAAACCAGAGCCAAGCCGAGGUGCCGAUUGGCGAAAAUGGAAACGCAGCGAAGGUGAAGGCUAAGACGCUUGGUGUGACACCAUCGUCAACAACAACAACAACAACAACAACAACAACAACGUCAUCAUCGUCAUCAACAUUGUCAUCGACGUCGUCGUCAUCGGCGAUACAGGGGUGCUGUGACCCCGACCUGCGUGCGGCCUGCAGGGCAUUGUGGGAACUGAACCGCUUCUUCUGCCAGGACGUGGAGAAGGAGACGGAGGCCCUGAGGCACAGGAAGGCCUGCAGGAAGGCCAAGGAGAAAGCCAAAGCCAAAACCAAGGGGCACGGGGACAAGGGCCACGGUGUCGUGACGCCAUGGAGGGGUGGCGGUGGCCCCGGCUCAGACAAAGGGACAGGCGUAGGUGCCCGCACGGAAAAAAUGGGACAACAAGGGACCUGCUACGAGGGUGACCACCCACGUGGUGGAAAGAUACAAGAGGGAACAACGACAACAACAACAACAACAACAAAGGAGGAGAGGAAGGAAGGACUAGGAGUUGGAGGAGGAGGAGGAGGAGGAGGAAGAGGAGAGGAAGGGGAGGCUGAGGACGAACAGCUGCUGGAGGAAGAUGAGGAGGAGCAAGAGCAGGAGGAGAUGGAGAUGGAGAUGAAGGAGGAGGAGGAGGAGGACGAAGAAGACGAACUUACCAAAGAAGAAGAAGAAGACCUGGACACGGGCCAAGGAUGCUCCUCAUACACCAUCCCAACAUCCUCCUCUUUCUCCUCCUGGUCCUCCCCACCUCCUCCCCACUUUAAAUCCCACCCUCCACCUCCCUCUCAUACAGCACCUCCUCUUCCUCCACUUGCUCUGGCCCAGACGACACAGUGCUCCCCUCCUCUGAAAGCCCCGGCAGCAGCAGCAGCAGCAGCAGCAGUAGCCCUGGGCGGUGGCCCGGUGCCCUUCAACAUCACGCUGCUUAACUACAUGGAGCCCUCGUCCAUGAGCCAGCUGAAGGAGGAGCCCUACUACGGCAUGGGCAAGAUGGCCGUGGGCUGGCACCACGACGAGAACCUGGUGCCCCUCUCGCCCGUGGCCGUGUACAACUUCAGCUGCCCCGCCGCCGAGAAAGCAGAACAGCCAGAGUCGGAUACCAUAGCGACACCCGGAGCUGCAAAGGAUGCUGGGAAGGGCACCCAGAGUGGCAGUAGCAGAGGAGGAGGCUCGGCCGAGUCGUGCAGCGCUGCGUCCGCCGGGAGCGGGGCCGGUAACAGUGGGGCCACCGCCGGCAACUCAGGGGGCCCCAGCGACGCCGGAGAGGGAGACUCCUCUGGGACACGGGCAUCGAUGACAAGGGGGGUGACCGAGAGGGUGACGGAGAGGGAUCAAGGGGCCAAGGCGGAGGGCAGUCGGGCGGGAGAGAGCAGCAGCAGCACCAGCACCAGCACCAGCACCAGCACCAGCAGCUGCAGUAAGGGGUCGGAGAGGCAGGCGUCCUGCUGGAGGGUGGGGCUGAAGGUGGCCUGGGACAUCCACACCCCGGGCCUCGCACUGCCCCUGCAGUCUGGAGACUGCUACUACAUGACAGAUGAUUUGAACCGGACGCAUCAGCAUUGUGUGUUGGCUGGAGACUCGGCCCGAUUCAGCUCCACCCACAGAGUAGCCCAGUGCUCCACGGGUACCCUGGACUACAUCCAGGGGCGCUGUGCUGAGGCCCUGCAGAACCUGAAGGUGGACCCCGACACAGGCACCGGCAGCCUGCACUCACUACAGCCCAGCACACUGGAGCACUGCGAGGAGAUACACAACGAGGUGGAGUUUGAGUGGCUGCGGCAGUACUGGUUCCAGGGCCGGCGCUACGCUCGCUUCUGCAGCUGGUGGAGCCAACCCAUGGAGCAGCUGGAGAGGGACUGGAGGCAGAUGGAGAACAUGACUCACCUGCUGCUGGGGGUGGUUGAGGAUGAGAAUACAGCACAAGAGCAGAGGAGGGAGAUGGCAGAUACCCUGCUCAACGCCCUCACCGACAGACAACAGCACAGACAGACAUGGAGAGACAGGUGCCAGUCCAGUCUUGCCCAGAGCCUGCCCCUGGAGGAGGCCCCCCUGGACCGACCUUACUGGGGGCCCGAUGACCCCCACAUGCCCUUGCCCUUUGACCUUGCUGACAUCAUCAGCCGCGUGGAGUCGCUCCUCUGGAGGAUGUGACUGCUAUGCUGUAUGCCGAAGAGGGUGCGGCAAUGUGAUGCGAUGUUGGGGGAAUGAAGAGAAGAGAAGAGAAGAGAAGAGAAGAGAAGAGAAGAGAAGAGAAGAGAAGAGAAGAGAAGAGAAGAGAAGAAAAGAAAAGAAAAGAAGAGAAGAGGUGGCAGAGCAUGGCAGGACUUGCACAGCACAGCACCCACCCUGCCAUGCCCCCUUGCCCUCACCUCCUUCCACCCCCCCACCCCCCCACCCACACAUGAGGACCUACUCCGCCAGGCAGCCAGACCACCGGAGACACAUUCUCCCAUCCAACUGCUUACCCACACGCCAUGUUCCCCAGAGUUGUACAAAGUACAAGUAGAGGUACUCUUACAGAUGUAAUGACAACACUAGUGGUGUGGUAUUACAUAAGUUCUACUUUGUAAUAUCAUACUACUAGCAUUGUAAUUGCAUCUACAAGAGUACUUCGACUUCUACUUUAUACAACUCUGAUUUCCCUAUAAAUUGUAUCGUCCCUUAAUCUCCCUCUGUAUCAUCUGCUUUUGUCUCUUCCUCUCUUUUUCUCUCCCCUUCUACCUCUGUCUCUCUUUUCUGCCAUUUCCUCUCUCUAUCUCUAUCUUUCUGUCUCUCUUUCUCUCUCUCUCUGUCUUUGUCUGUUUCUCUCUCGCUAUUGUCUUUAUUUCCUCUGUGUGCCUUGCAUCUCUCUCUCUCUCUCUCUCUCUCUCUCUCUCUCUCUCUCUCUCUCUCUCUCUCUCUCUCUCUCUCUCUCUCUCUCUCUCUCUCUCUCUCUCUCUCUCUCUCUCUCUCUCUCUCUCUGCAUCUCUGCUAUCCAACAUGUCUCCCUUUGUGACUACAGUAUUGUUCCACACUCACACUCCAGUCUGAAGGUUCUCUCAUCAAAGGCACAAGCAAGAGCAACAAUGGACAUGAAAGAAGGGACCACACACACACACACACACACACACACACACACACACACACACACACACACACACACACACACACACACACACACACACACACACACACACACACCCUUGCAACAACCCACUACCCCCCAACCCCCCUCACCCACUCCUCUGGAGAAAACUAGAGAAAUAAAUUGAUAAAUAGAUAAUAGGUAUAUAUACAUAGUAGGUAGCAAGUCAGGAUAGUUUGAUCACUCAAGCCUGUAGUGUCACUGUGGUCACAGCUAUUUACUUGACCCGAGUAGUUUUAACUAACUAAACUAAACUGAACUUAACACACAGUAAGUACCUGCUGCCAGUCCAGUGUAUAUCCAUUGUAUAACCAUAAUGCCUUGUGUACACCAAGCGCGACCCAACGCAACCCAGGUAGCUGAGGUGGUUGAGGAAGUUUCGCCAUGAAUUCGCUUUAUUCGCUCUGGACGUGGCAUUGACAUGGUUGAUUUAGCUAAUCGCAUAACGUCUCUGGCUUGACAGCCUGGGACAUUCGGAGAUGUGAACGUUCCAAUUGGUUUUCGCCGAACCGCGUCAUAGCUCAUUACCAUAAGAUUAGCUUGACUUUAAUCGUUAAAAUUCGCUCUGGUCGCUCAGUUCGCUUCGCUCCUGGCGAAUUCGCUCUGGUAGCUUUAUUCGCCUUCCCUCCAUAGAGAAAUAAUGACUGCCGCCGAUCCGGUCGCGUAGUUCACGCUUGGUGCACACGGGGCAUAACCCUUCCCUUUGAUAUUUUAGUUUGCUCAUCUGAAUGUCCCAUAAUACGCUGUGCUUUUGCGUUCAGUGAGAAGCGAGGUCUAUUACCGUUUAUACAUGCACUUCAUGUACGUAGAUGCUUACGCAUACAUACAUAGCUGCUUUAUAAGAUGUUAUUGAUUGGUUUUUUGUUUUGUUGGCUGUCCUCUGCUCUUGCUCUCUCUUGUCUCUUUUUAUGUUCUUUUUUUUCUGUGACUUUUGAUUUUUCUUUUUUGUCUAAAAAGUCGGGGGUCUCCCGCUCUUACGAGGUGACUGUUGGUGUAUUCUAAGAUAAAGGGCAUGGCACUCGAUGCCAUUUUACAAAAUGUGUUAUGACAGUAUGUGCACUUGUUUUAUGUCCGGCGCGUGACUAUUAUUUUUGGCUUUUUUUUGUGGAUAAUGUGUCUCUUCUGUGUGUAUGCGUAUGAACGUGUGUAUGAGAAUGGUCGCAUGUGUGAGGUUGUGUUUGUGAGUAGAGAUAUAAAUACUAUGUUUGAGCACAGUAUGAAGGCAUAAAAAGUUGUUAUAAAGAUUGAAUUUUAUUUGUAUGAAUUGGUAAGAUCAUUGUACAAUAAGACCUGGUGAAGUUAUCCAGUUUAGUAGGUAUUUUAUUGAGUAUGAUGGUGCUAUUUGUGUGUGCGUGUACUGUCUGUGUGAGCGUGCCUGCACGUGUGUGUGUGCGUGUGUGUGUGUGUGUGUGUGUGUGUGUGUGUGUGUGUGUGUGUGUGUGUGUGUGUGUGUGUGUGUGUGUGUGUGUGUGUGUGUGUGUGUGUGUGUGUGUGUGUGUGUGUGUGUGUACAUGCCCGUGCAUGAGUGUGAGCGUGUAUGUGUGCAAAGUGUGUAGGUAUGGGUGUGUAUGUGUGUGUGGGUUGUGUGUGCAUCCAUUUCCCUUGUGUGUGUGUGUGUGUGUGUGUACUGUGUGUGUGUGUGUGGGUGUACUGCAUGUGCUUGUGCGUGUGUGUGUGUGUGUGUGUGUGUGUGUGUGUGUGUGUGUGUGUGUGUGUGUGUGUGUGUGUGUGUGUGUGUGUGUGUGUGUGUGUGUGUGCGUGUGUGUGUGUGUGUGUGUGUGUGUGAAUGGAAUUAGGCACUUUGUGCCUGUAGCGAGUCUGUAAGAUAUUUGUGCUGCAAAUUGUGAGGGAGGACCUCUGACCUCAGAUGAAGAUGAGUCAGAUCACACACACACACACACACACACACACACACACACUCACUCGCGCACACACACACAUUCGCUCUCGCACUAACAACACGCACACACACAGGGCCGCUGACAGCUUUUUCUGGGCCCGGCACAAAGUAAUCUGAAAGGGCCCCCUACCCAAUACAUACAAUGUAAAUGGGACCCAAAUCUGGGCCCCCUAUCUCCCUGGGCCCAGGACAACAUACCCCUUUGUCCUCCCCUGUCGGCUUGCACACACACACACACACACACACACACACACACACACACACACACACACACACACACACACACACACACACACACACACACACACACACAUGCCUUCACCCGCUCACCUUGGCCACGAAAAGGGAACGGUUCAAAAAGCAUCAUGUUUUUAAGCAAAGGUGUUUUUAGAAUGCAAAAUCAAUAUAAUUGUUUCAGAAGCUGUAAAGGCGAAUAAUGAUGAAUGUCAAGGUGUUGUGUAUCAGUGUUGUUCUGACGUUACAAGGCUUGCAUUGCUCACAAGUAAUUGAAUGGAGAAUAGAAAAAAAUGCAGGGAAAUCACAUUCUUGCUUCAAACAAAAAAGCAAUGGUGGGGGUGGUGUCCGCGCCAAUGUCUUUUUCUGAGCAUUUGGCUCGGUGCGUAAUUCCAAAAACAGUC
This is a messenger RNA of Engraulis encrasicolus (European anchovy), 6184 nucleotides long. It is a transcript of the gene fto, whose product is annotated as FTO alpha-ketoglutarate dependent dioxygenase. Gene Ontology annotation, biological process: DNA alkylation repair; regulation of multicellular organism growth; RNA repair. NCBI's taxonomy places the organism in Eukaryota, Metazoa, Chordata, Actinopteri, Clupeiformes, Engraulidae. Gene Ontology annotation, molecular function: broad specificity oxidative DNA demethylase activity; ferrous iron binding; mRNA N6-methyladenosine dioxygenase activity. The record is from RefSeq and is a predicted model, not a curated record. Bases 1 to 2673 code for a protein of 890 amino acids. The transcript has 13 exons.